Oreochromis niloticus (Nile tilapia) is the source of this 1664-nucleotide messenger RNA. RefSeq names its product beta-1,3-galactosyl-O-glycosyl-glycoprotein beta-1,6-N-acetylglucosaminyltransferase-like. Gene Ontology annotation, cellular component: membrane. Gene Ontology annotation, molecular function: beta-1,3-galactosyl-O-glycosyl-glycoprotein beta-1,6-N-acetylglucosaminyltransferase activity. The record is from RefSeq and is a predicted model, not a curated record. NCBI's taxonomy places the organism in Eukaryota, Metazoa, Chordata, Actinopteri, Cichliformes, Cichlidae. The transcript is spliced from 6 exons. The coding region runs from base 243 to 1535 and encodes 430 amino acids.
ACUCCAAGUUGAAUAAGCAGUUAAAAAUGGAGUGGAUGGAUUGGUGGAUGGAUCAAAAAUAAAGGAAGUCUUCAGUUGCAGGUGUCUCACCUGUAGGCUCCUUUUAGACCUGAAGAACCAAAAGGUGCCAGGCACACUUGACACAUGGGAAAACUUAGAAGGAGUGCUAGAGCAAACUAUGAUAACAUAAAAAGGAUUGUCUGUGACAAGAAAAAUCCCAGAUUCUCCGCUAACUGUAAAUAAUGUGGUUUCUAAAACGAGGCUGGUGGCUACAACUAUUGCAGUUCAUCGCUGUACUGGGAUUGCUAUGGAUGCUUUCCCUACUUAUUCCACUGAAAACAGCUAGACGUCCUGCCUACAUCCUCAGGUAUCAAUGGCUAGAAUACACCAAUAAUGAUGAGAGCCCAGAGAAAGUUUGCAACUGCACAGGGAUCCUGCAGGGAGAGAAGGAGGCAUUACUGAAAGCAAAAUUACUGACCAUCACCAAAGACUUCCAGAAGAUUAUUCAGAUCCCUGAUGAGUAUUAUAUAAAUGCAACCCAAGACUGCAGGAAAUUCCAAACAAGCAGGAAAUACAUAACAUUCCCAUUAAGCAAGGAAGAAGAGGAGUUUCCUCUGGCUUACUCUAUGGUUGUACAUCACAAGGUGCAGAACUUUGAGCGACUACUGCGAGCUAUCUACACACCUCAAAAUAUUUAUUGUGUCCAUGUAGACAAAAAAGCACCAGCCUCAGUCUUUGCUGCCAUCAAGGCCAUUACUUCCUGUUUCCCAAAUGUGUUCAUGGUCAGCAAGGCUGUGAAUGUGGUCUACGCUGGAUGGACACGUGUACAGGCUGAUCUUAACUGCAUGGCUGAUCUCUAUAACACCAGUACGACAUGGAAAUACUUCAUCAACCUCUGUGGUCAGGAUUUCCCUCUAAAAACUAAUUUGGAAAUUGUGCAAGCUUUGCGUUCACUAAAAGGAGGUAACAGUUUGGAGUCGGAGGAAAUGCCUCAAGGAAAGAAAAAGCGGGUGACAAAUGCUUACCAAGUAGUUGGUGGAAAAGCCCAGCGAACAGGAAAAACAAAGGAUCCAACUCCCUUCAAUCUGCCCAUACUAUCAGGAAAUGCCUACAUUGUGGUCAACCGAGGUUAUGUUCGCAGUGUUUUGGAAGACAAGCGAAUACAGGCCCUCAUUGAGUGGGCCAAAGACACCUACAGUCCUGAUGAGUUUCUGUGGGCAACAAUACAGCGAAUACCUGGUGUUCCUGGCUCAACGUGGCCCAACCGUAAAUUUGACAUGACAGACAUCAACGCCAUUGCACGGAUGGUGAAGUGGCAGUGGCACGAGGGGUCAGAGGAUUCUGUGCAAGCAGUAUACCCAGAAUGUAAAGGCCACCAUGUCAGAUCAAUAUGUGUGUAUGGUGCUGGAGACCUGCAGUGGCUGAUUGAACAGCAUCACCUUUUUGCCAAUAAGUUUGAUGCAGACAGAGAUCCCAUUGCUAUCUACUGCUUGGAGAAAUAUCUGAGACACAAGGCACUGAUAGAGUUAGUUUAGGUGGAGAGUUAAUUAUCUAUUAUAAAAGACAAUUCUAAUAGAUAAUAAAACUAUGAAUAAAUGAAGAAAUGUUACUAAUCUAGCAUGGCAUGUGAAAGCUUCAUGACCCAAUGGAAAAACUCCUUGUGG